CCACUACGGACUGCAAUAUGAAGAUCGUCGUCGUACUCGCACUCGUCGCCAUGGCGGCAGCAAUGCCAACGAAAGAAGUUCAACCGCAAACUUUUAUAGGGCGUAACCCUGGAAAGAUUGUGGGCGGAGUGGAAGCCGCAAUGCACGAAUUCCCUUUCAUGUUGGAAAUUCGACAAGGCGGUCACUGGUGCGGAGCUUCCCUCAUCUCGGAGAAUUUUGCCGUCACGGCUGCACAUUGUGUAGGUGGAUCUCCAUCCCAAUACACUUUGGUCGCUGGUGACCACAAUAUUAACGUCGUCGAAGGUAACGAGCAGACCCGUCAAGUUGUGCAGAUCAUUAUCCAUCCAAGUUAUGAUACCCCGGUCGACACCGAGAACGAUAUCGCAAUUCUCAAGGUCUCUGCUCCAUUCAACUUUACCCCCGAGGUCCAACCCGUUAUUCUUCCAGACCUUAACUUUGCUCCAACUGCCGUUGCCACGGUUGCUGGGUGGGGUGCACUUACAGAGGGUGGUUCAUCUCCUUCCGUUCUGAUGAAGGUUGACGUGCCAUAUGUCGAAGAUGCCCCUUGCAACGCUUCCUAUGCUACUGUGAAUUUGGUAGUUACGGAGAGUAUGGUUUGCUAUGGAGAAGGUGGAAAGGAUUCUUGCCAAGGGGAUUCUGGUGGCCCAAUCGUUUGCGGAGCUGACAAGACACUCUGUGGCAUCGUGUCGUGGGGACGGGGUUGCGCUAGACCAGGCUUCCCCGGUGUCUACACGGAAACUUCGUACUACCGGGAAUGGAUUCGAGAAGUCACUACGCGACAUGAGGAAGAUUCAGCACCUAACAUCGAUGUAACCACGUGCGGUGGACAGAUAGAUGCGUCCUCCGCCGCGGUCAACUUCAACCUCGGCGCCGCCAUUCCGGCUGGACAAAGGUGCGUCUGGACGGUCAAGACUCCCUACGAUUCCUUACGGAUUGGCAUCCAGCAAUCCGGCCUUCGUGCAGAGGACAAGCUUUACGUUACGGAAUUAACUGCGACCGGUCCAGGCCGCCAAUUUGAACUGGCCACCGUCGGCGAAGACUUCAACGUUGCGGGUGGCCUCUAUCUGAUCACUCUCAUUGCUGGACCAACCGUUGGUGCUAUGGGAUUCAGUUUGCAAUAUUUCGCUUCCGGAUAUUUAGACGGCACACCAGCUUUGUCCGGUUACGCCAGCUUGUCUGACGCCUCGGGAUCAUACUCUUACCCAGUUGGUGGUGGUAACUACGCCAAUCGAGAAAACGCCGCGUUCAUCCUUAACCCAACCGAUACAGGCGAUCGCACCUUGACCUUCACUAGGAUGGAUGUGGAGAACGAUUCCUCCUGCAGUUACGAUGCAGUCGCAGUUUUCGUUUGGAUGAACAAUAUGUACACCCAACUAUCCAGGUUCUGCGGAACUACGAUUCCAGCCCCGUUCCAGAUUCCGGGAGGACUUUCCCUCGUCACUUUCACUUCGGACGCCAGCGUUGUCAACACUGGAUUUUCCUUUUCCUGGGCUUAACUUGGAGCCCUUUGAAGUUAUUAAUUGGAUAAUUUAGUUUUAAAUUUUAUAACAUUCUCUAUAUGUUCUGGUAUUCUUCCAUCUUUUAUACUAUUGGAUAUAAAUAUGAAUAA
Molecule: messenger RNA, 1630 nt
Organism: Folsomia candida
Lineage: Eukaryota; Metazoa; Arthropoda; Collembola; Entomobryomorpha; Isotomidae
Product: prostasin
Exons: 8
Coding region: 18-1517 (499 amino acids)
Biological process (GO): proteolysis
Molecular function (GO): serine-type endopeptidase activity
Source: RefSeq, a predicted model, not a curated record